Messenger RNA from Emys orbicularis (European pond turtle), 4314 nucleotides. RefSeq names its product maestro heat-like repeat-containing protein family member 1. Gene Ontology annotation, cellular component: cytoplasm. The transcript is spliced from 38 exons. Lineage: Eukaryota; Metazoa; Chordata; Testudines; Emydidae. Bases 1 to 4314 code for a protein of 1437 amino acids. The record is from RefSeq and is a predicted model, not a curated record.
AUGGAUCUUUAUGGCCACCUCCGCCGACUGCUGCGCCGGUCUGGAGACACAGAGGAGCAGAAGGCGGCCCAAAAACAAGACCCGGCGCCACAAACCCUGGCUGCAGGAACGGGCAGCCACUGCAGCACUUUCUGUGCUGAGCCUCCUGAUCCAGGCACCAAGCGAAAGGCCUAUUCGUCACCCAGGGGACAGCUCGCCCCAAUCAGCAAGGAGGAGGAAAUGCCAAGGAAGACCACAGGCCUUGCUUGCGUGAGGGACAUGGAUGAGGCUGCCCUGAAGAAGGACAUUGGCACCCUCUUCCCAGCACUCCACUCCAUGGUGUGUCAUCUCCCCAGAGAGCACCUGGAGGAGCGGAGAGAGGCCCUGGACUCUCUGGUCCAUCUGGCUCGCUUGUUCCUGGUGGAGCUGCUUGUGUUCCUGUUCAGGAGGCUGAACAAGGACGAGGAAGAGGAGACCUGUGCCAGUCUCUUCAUUCUGGACCGGAUAGUCCGAUCCAACAUUUCUGAAAUGACGCACAAUACCGAGAAGCUGUUCAUAGCCCUGGGGCCAAUCCUGCAGAGCACAAGCAUACGGGUCAGAGAAGCCCUUGCUUAUUUUAUAAGGACAAUGGGGGUGCAUGGGCUCUUGGAGAAAUCUGCCUCAAGACCCUUAAUUGACUUCUUGGUGCGUCAGUGCAUCCUGACCCUCGACAGCACGGAGGAAGCAGACGGGAGGCGCACCAUGGAGCUCGAGGUCCGCCAGCUCUGCUCCAGCACCCUGCAGUCCCUGGCUGACUCCCCCAGAAUGGCCAAUGUUUUAUGGCCUGGGCUGCUCCUUCAACUGAGCCCAGCAGCCCAUGGGCCAGCCCUGCCUCUCCUCCUGCAGACCUCGGUCGAGGUGGUAAAGAGGAUGCAGGAGGAAGGCAGGCUGCCCUUGGCCAGGAGGUGUGGCAAGGCGAACAGAGGGUGUCGGUCAAGCCCCAAGUCCACUCUACCCCAGGAGCUGCUGGCUCGGCUGCUGGUGCUCGGUGCGUCUUCGUUUAUGACGGUGCAGGUCAGAAGGGCAGCCAUGUUCCUCCUCUUCCAGCUCAUGAGCAUGUUCCAGGCCGGGUCGGGCUGGUUCUGGAAUAGCUACAAGACGGAAAUUCUCCUCUAUGUGGAAGAUCACAAGACCUGCUUCUGCCAGAGGGAGUGGGAGCAGCAGCUGCUGCAGUUCCUGGAAGACCUUCUCUUCUUCAUCUCGGACCACACCUGGCUGGGCUGUUUCAUCACUAGUAUCAGGCGCCAGCUGGCCCACGGUGAUAAGCGGCCCGGUGACAAGAGCUUUCUCUACAAGUGCUGGGGCACCGUGCUGAUGUUUUUUCCAGCAGAGAGCAUCAAGCCCCAGCUAUGGCUUCUGGUGGAGAUGGUCGAUUUCCGAGAAGAAGAGGAAAGAGAGGGAUUCGCCCAAGCGCUUGGGCUGUGUGCCAGGCAACAGCUAUACGAGGUUUUCGCCAUCCUGGAGCACUGGGAAGAGUUUGUCAGCAGGGUGCAGCUCCAGCCUUCUGCCGGUGGCUCUCUGGAGGAGCCAGCUUCCAUCGAGCAGCUGAGAAGCCUCCUGCUCCUCACCUAUGGGCACGUGGUCCACUCACACCCCACGGAUCUCAUCCUAGAGACCAUAGGCUUCAAUAUCCUGGCUCCCAUGCGACACCACUAUUUUCUGAGCCCACACGAGAUGCUCAGAGUCAAGGACCGGGCCCGGCUGCAGAGCCCAGAUCACCAGCAUGCCCUGCUGGCCAUCUCAUACAUAGGGAAAUUUGAGCCUCGCCUGUCUAAGGAACAGGAGGCUGAGACCAUCAGCACUUGUAUCACCAGUGCCAUGAUUCAGCGCCCAGCCCUGGCGAAGCUGAGAGGGACUGAGGUGGCAAAAAGCUCCGCUAUCCGGGCAGAGUCUCUCCAAGAACUGCCCUGGGAGGGCCUGGAUCUUGUGCUGCAGACAUUCCUGGAGCAGCACCUGACCCCCACCACGCUACUGCAUCUCUUUCUGCACUUGCAGCCGUGGAUCUGCUCUCCCCGGGCCCAGGAGAGGAGCCGAGCUGUGAGAGCCAGCGCCCGGCUCUUCAUGUUCUACCGCUUCAAAGCCAUCACCGAGGACCUGAAACCCAUGGCAGAGCAGGGCUACAUGGCCGGGCUGCUGACAAGCCAGGCCUUCGAUGCUCAGGAGGCCACCAGAUACUGGGCAUCUCAGGCUCUCUACUGGCUCUUCACGCCUUGCAAAGCUGUCAUGUACACCAAGACAGGGGCGGUGGUGAGCGUGCUGAGCAAGACGCAGAAGGAUGCCAGCUGCAGAGAGAACCCUGUCCAUGUUGCUAUGCUCAUCGCGAAGCACCUGCAGUCGAGUGACCUCAUGCCCUUCAGCUUCACCCUGCUGGUGGGCCUGCUGGAGAAGGAGGAGUGUGCAGACCAGCUGGCGGGCGUCAUGGAGGCGGUGCUUGGAGAGCAAGAAUCAGAGCUGCAGAGCCAAGUGCAGGAUCUCCAGGCGGCUCUUUCCUACACACUGAGCCCACCUCGGGGGGGGCGGCUGAGUGAUGGGACGAGAGACAUUCUCCACCUACUGGCCAGACAACACACCAAGACCGCGGUCAGCAUCCUCCUGAAGAUGCCCUGGCCUUACAAACGCCACAUCAAGGCCAUCUGGAGAUUCCUAGGUGCAGACCCCAUGCUGACCAGGGAGGUACUGCACAUCCUGCUUUACGACAGCCCGGAGAAGGGCCGGGCUAACCCUGGACAGACCCAGGACAGGAGCUGCCCCCAGCCAGCCCGGCUGCCCCCGGCGACCACAUGCAGCCUGUGGGAGCUGAUCGGGGCCUUGGGGCAAGCGGACACGCUGGAGGGACGCGAGGACGACCUGUUCGCCUCUUGCUUCCUCGCCAUCGCCUGCCCCCCGGCACGGCACCUCUCGGGAGCCCAGCAGGACUUGCCCAGUGACACCAGUCCACGCAGCAUGGCCGUGCAGGCCCUGGCGCGGGUGCUGCGCCUCAGGGGCAGUCAGCCAGCUGUGGAACUAAUGGACCAGGAGCGAGGCUGGCAGCUGCUGGAGGAGGCCCAGCCCGAGGGGUUCACUCUCCUUAGCAGGGCCAUAGUGACCCACCCAAACCUGGCCCUGAAGAGCAUCCCAAAGCUUCUCCUUCCCAGCCUCCAGGCCAGCCAGGAGGGCGAACGCAUGGCCUGCACCGCCCUGUUCGCAGAGUUCCUCGGCAGCCCCCUGCUGAUGGAGAAUGAGCCCAAGGCGAUGCGGAAGCAGGUUGUGAAGGCCAUGCUGCAGCGGACAGAGGACAGCAACAUCCACGUUCGAGGCAGAGCGCUGCACGGCCUCAGGAACGCAGUGACCGAGUUCCCGGACAAGGUCAGGAAAAAGCGAGACCAGAUCCUGGAGAGCUUUGUCCGCGCCGUGUGCGAAUGCUGCGACCCCCGCACCAUUCUGGAAGCCAUGGAAGGGCUCUGCUGGAUGCUGCGGGACCCCAAGGCGCCUCUGAAGGCUCACGUCGCCGUCCCGCUGGCCCUGCAGGCGAGAACGUUCUUUGAGGAUGAGAACAGCGACCUGAGGCGGGCCUCCAUGGAGCUCUUUGGCCACCUCAGCAAAUUUGUUUCCAAGAAGUCAUCCCUCUUUGGGGCUGAGGUGGAGAAGAGCAUGGGGACGCUGCUCAUCCACCUACAGGACGGGGACCCCCAGGUGGCCCAGGCGUGCAGGGUGGCAUUGCUGCACUGCGCACCCUUCCUCAGUUACCAGCCCCUGCGCACGCUCGUGCAGAGCCAGCUAGCCGAGGGGGCGGCCCCCGCCAUCCCCGCCUUCCUGAGCGAAGCCUGCAGGACCCUGCUCCAGGACUGCCCAGGGAGGCUGAGCAAGAAGGCUGCCCUGAGAGCAGCAGCUGCCCAGCAGCUGAUAGAGGUGGAAGGUGAUCAUGGCUUGGAGGAGUCACCGGCGGAACAGGUGAACGGAAAAGACUUCGCUCAGAGUUACAACCAGAGCUUUCACAGAACUAAAACCAAAGGAGCUUUUGAAAAAGGUUAUGAACAGACGUUUGCCGAUGAGAUAUUCAUAAUGGAUGAAGCUGUAACCAGGGGCCAGAGACCUGUAUACCGAUUAAAAGAUUACGAGGCAGGGAAUGGCAUAGAUUAUAUGGGUUUAAACAACACGCUGCUGUACCUGUGUUGCAAGAUUAUAAAAGGAGACGGAACUGAACUUGCCAAGGAUGCCGUGGUGGGCCUGGUGAAUUACCCCAUGGCCUCUAUUUUCAGUCAGUUCGAUGUCACGCUGGGAGACCGCCUCAGACAGCUGCAGUUCAUCUCCGGGUAA